AAACAUAGCGCGCAUGCGCAGUUCGGGUCGGGCAGGGGACGCUGAUGUUUGUUGCAGAAGCAGAAAAGCUCCGUAAAAACAUUGGACUAUUAGAAAAUAUCUAAAAUAUCGGCGAGUCCGUUUGUGCUUCCGAGUCGCUGUCCUUCCACGCAGCAUUCACGCAAAACUAAAGUGCGGACCGCAGGAUGAACGGAGAUUCCGGCGCCGGGGUGGUGGCGGCCACCCCACCCACACACCCGCCCCAUAAAGAGCGCUACUUCGACCGGGUGGACGAGACCAGUGCCGAGUACCAGAGAGAGAGGAACAUGGCACCCGACCUCCGGCAGGACUUUAACAUGAUGGAGCAGAGGAAGAGAGUGUCCAUGAUCCUGCAGAGCCCGGCUUUCUGUGAGGAGCUGGAGACUCUGAUCCACGAUCAGAUGAAGAAAGGGAAGACCCCCACCAGCCUGCUGGCCCUGCAGCAGAUCGCCGACUUCAUGACCACACCCACCAUGUACCCCGCCGCCCCGCAGGGAGGCAUGGCAGCGCUCAAUAUGAGUCUGGGUAUGGUGACUCCAGUGAACGAUCUCCGAGGUUCAGACUCCAUCGCCUAUGAGAAAGGAGAGAAGCUGCUGCGCUGUAAGCUCGCUGCAUUUUACCGUCUGGCGGACCUGUUUGGUUGGUCUCAGCUUAUCUACAAUCACUUAACUGUCAGACUGAACUCUGAACAAGAACGCUUUCUGAUUGUCCCAUUUGGACUUCUGUACAGCGAAGUCUCCGCCUCCAGCCUGGUGAAGAUCAACCUGCAGGGUGAGAUCGUGGACCGAGGCAGCACUAACCUGGGCGUGAACCAGGCCGGAUUCACCCUGCACUCUGCCAUAUACGCAGCCCGACCUGACAUCAAGUGCAUCGUGCACAUCCACACUCCUGCUGGCGCGGCGGUUUCGGCUAUGAAGUGUGGCCUCCUGCCCAUUUCUCCUGAGGCUCUGUCUCUGGGCGAGGUGGCCUACCAUGACUACCACGGCAUUCUGGUGGACGACGAGGAGAAGAUCCUUAUACAGAAGAACCUCGGCCCGAAGAGCAAGGUGCUGAUUCUGAGGAACCAUGGUCUGGUGUCAGUAGGGGAAACUGUAGAAGAGGCUUUUUACUACAUCCACAACCUGGUCACAGCUUGCGAGAUUCAGGUCCGUACCCUCGCGAGUGCAGGUGGCCCUGAUAACCUGGUCAUGUUGGACCCAUUGAAGUACAAAGUGCGUCCUCGUCACCCAGAGCCCGCUGGCGAUGGACCGAGUCCGCAUCCCAAGUGGCAGGUCGGGGAGCAGGAGUUCGAAGCCCUCAUGCGGAUGCUGGAUAAUUUGGGCUACAGGACCGGCUACCCGUACCGCUGCCCGGCUCUGCGCGACAAAGCUAAAAAGUACAGCGACGUAGAGAUCCCGCCAUCCGCCACGGGCUACUCAUAUGCCGAGGACAGCGACUCGGGCGCUCGCUCUCCGCUGAAGCACAGCUUCCAGCGGGGACAGCGCGACAAGACCCGCUGGUUGAACACCGGCCGGCCGGAUGAAACCCCUGAUGAGAGCCUGGAGGGCAGCGGCAGCCCCAAGGCGAAGACUAAGGUGUGGACGAACAUUACACACGAUCACGUCAAACCCUUGCUGCAGUCUCUCUCGUCCGGUGUCUGCGUGCCAAGCUGUAUAACCAACUGCUUGUGGACGAAGGAGGAGAGCAUUCGUCAAGCUGCUGUGGCCAAUCAGUUCGUUCCUCUCAACACAAAUCCUAAGGAGGUCCAGGAAAUGCGCAACAAGAUCCGUGAGCAGAACCUGCAGGACAUCAAGACAGCAGGACCUCAGUCUCAGUUGCUCAUGGGGGCCGUGGUAGAACGCUCCUUUGUCCAGAGAGCGACGAUCUGGCACGACGCUCCUCUAUCUGACUGUUUGGAGUGUAUCGAUGGCCUUGACCUCUCAGACAGCUAUAGUCCUGCUAGGUCUGUUAGAAAGGGGGAGCUAGUGACAGCCUCUAAAGCUAUUAUAGAGAAGGAGUACCAGCCUCGUGUGAUCGUCACCAAGACUGGACCGAAUCCAUUCAAUAAACUCACCGACCAGGAGCUGGAGGAGUACCGUAAAGAAGUGGAGCUCAAACAGAAAGGACCAGAAGUACAGGUUGAUGCGUCUGGCAGCUCAUUGGUUUCAGAUUCAGGAGGAGUCUCCACUCCUCCUGGCUCCUCAAAUCUCAAUUUGGGGGAGAAUCAGCUCUUGGCAGCUCCUCCUUCUUCUUCUGCUGCUGACGCCCCAGGCCGAAGUACAGAACCUGAGGCAGGAUCAGGAAGGGUCAGUCCCUCUGGUCCUUCGGCGUCACCGCACAAGGACUUUCACUGUGCUGUGCUGAAAGCCCUCAGUGUCACCACAGACUUGUCUGAGCAUGAUCAGCCUGAACAAGACAGCCAAGCUGAAGAUCAACCACAGGAGACGGAUGAGGUGGGGAAAGGUCCGAGCCCGACCUCUACCCCCCCAAGCACCCCGAUUAGAGUAGAAGAAGAACGACAGCAGGAGCAGAGCCCUAAAGACGAAAGCGACGCCGCCACUUUGAGACAGACCCUCCCCGACCUGACCCCGGACGAGCCUUCGGAAGCCGCCGCCACUGCCCUCCCUGCAGAAGACCCCGCCCCCUCUGAGCCAGACCCUGCCCCAGCUCACAUAGACGGGGAAGAGCCUGUUGCCGCUGACGACGCCACCGGCGACCAGGGCAGCGACGAAUCCCCCAACAAAUCCCCUUCGAAAAAGAAGAAAAAAUUCCGCACGCCAUCGUUUCUAAAGAAAAACAAAAAGAAGUCCGAGACCUAGAGAGGAAACUCCUAGGAUAACUAACCACGUGCAUCUCAUUCUUUUUCUGGUUUUUAUUAUUAUUAUUUUUUAAAUCUUUUCGCUAAUCUUGUCUUCACCUGUAGCUUGUGAAUGUCGCCUUUUUUUUUGUUUGUUUUUUUAAACGUAAUCUUUUUUUUUUUCUUUUUUUUUUUUUCUUUUUUAAUUAACAGUUAGUCUGGUAAAAUGUGUCGUGUGGCUUUAUUACGCAUGUGUGUCUCAGCCCACGUUUUAGCAGAUUUAUUUUAACUCCCUGCUUUUGUAAGAAAAGAAAAGAAUAAAUUACCAAGCUUAAUUAACCACUAGAAUGUAUUUGGAUUGUAUCGAAAUGUAUUCAAAGUGUCUUUAAAAAAGGAAUGCGAAAAAAAAACUGGUUAAAUCUAGUUUAAAGAAAAAGAAAUAAAUAAAUAAAGCAGCACGGUGCUAAAAUGCCUAUCUUGUUGAUUUGCAUUAAAUUUGGUCAUCUUUAUAAGCAGGUGACUGGCUAACUGGCUAUAGCUGAUUGUAAUCUACUACAGUAUUGUAAUCGAUCUUUAACCAGAGACGCCACAUUCAUAACAUUUCGUAACCUUUGCAUCAGACGGAAAAAUAUUGAGAAACACAAACUCGGCCUAGGGGAACAUGAAUGUUUUUGAAAUGAAAUAAAUAAAUAAAUAACGUCGAAAACUAGUCUCCAUAGUUUAGCUAAUUGAAAAUCGACGACUUGUGUGUAAUUGUACCUAAAAAUGUAUAUACCACGACAAAUAUUCACACUUUUCUCUUUAUCGUCGUUUCAUUUCGUAACGUUUGAAGUUUAUAUGGUUUUCAUUUUUAUAUUUAAUGAAAGAAAUCUUCCCUUAAGCUGUUCAUUUUACUAAAAUAUCUUGCACCCCAAAUCAUCUUUGACUUAUUCCUCAUGAUGUUCUAUUACAUUUCCUUAAAUUAUCCCACAAAGGCUCUUUUUUUCUUCUUUUUUUGUUCUUCUUCUUUGAUCACAUCUACAUAAAACGUAUAAAAUUUCAAACAUCUAUCAUUCUGUAAUUAAUUUCCACUGUACUACAAGAUGAAGACCUUUUUGGCUUUAUAACUGGCCUUGUACGUACUUGCGUUAGCUUAGCUAGAUGUAAAUGUGCUACUCCUGGAGUCAGGGUAAUUUCCCCUGUCAUAAAGCGGUAAAAAUCUUGUAGCAUAAACGAAACAUUGUAUCGAGUGAAGGACGAUGUUUCGGGAUUGACCGUCCUUACUAAAGAUCACGUAAAGACACUUGGGUUAAAAUCAGGACUACAAAAAAGUUAGCUCGGAAAACAAUACAGCAACACUAACGGGACAAAAACUAAUCUACGCUAAUGACACGAAGUCUAUAUUGAUGUUUGUUUAAAAGUUAUCUAAUAAUAUAACAGAAUAAUUAUUCAGACUCUUAAGGCAAGAUGCUGCAGAUGAAUGGGGUCAUUAAAAAAAAUUUGCUUUAUUCAUGCAAAUGAGGCUUCAUUUAAAUAUAUAUAAUGUACUUUUAUAUACUCUAUAAAUCUAUACAUCUCUAGAAAUCCAGUAAUAAUCAACAUUUUGGGAAUUUGCUAAUUAGUGAGGAACUGUUCUGAGAUUUUUGGUAGAGAAUGUAGAAUGUAUCAUGAAACGAGCUGUUCAGGGAUAUAUGAUGACGUGAUUGUUAUGAGUGGGUGGAGCUUAAAGCCUUCUUCAAAGCUGCUAGGUUACAGAUAAUGUGGUUUACAUGAAACAAAACCAGCGAAUUAAACAGUUUUCCUUUUAUGGUUUGAUGAUGUUUAUUGCUACAGUUUAAGGGCAGACAUGUUCUAGAUCUAGUUUCUAUUACAAAAAUCUGAAAAACAAUUGGCAAAAAUGGUCAUUACUUCCCCGUAGUGUCUUGCCUUAAAGGUAAGGGUAAUUAGCCUGAUAAUGAUGAUGAUAAUGAUUGAUAAUGAAUCUGCUAACUUACCUCUUAGAAAUAAAGGUACCAAAGUGUACUUUGUGGACUUGUCGCUGGGGUGGUACCAUCAAGAGGACAUUUCACUCUAUCUUUAGACCUUUUAACCUUAAAGCUUUACUCUUAAAGCUAAUUAAAGGUAAAAGAUAGAAUGGAAGCACUGGAGCGACAAGGAAAAUCCAGUUUAGUACAUUUAUGGUUUUUGCAUCCAAUUAUUGCUCGUCAUUAACAUUUCAUAUGUGAAGUGUCUAUUUAGAACCUUUUAAACUAUAACAGAGUCUUCUCAUUUUCUUUCUUUUUUCUUUCAAAUACCUUACCUAAUACAGACAUGGAUUGCAGUGUAAAUACUGAUAAAACACUGUGAUUAUGAGGAGAUGAUGAUGAUGACUUUGUAUAAGUUCAGACUGCAAUACACAUUUUAUUAUUUCUCCUCGUGAAUCACACACACAUACACAAGCUGCUGCUUCUCUUGUGUUGCUCUCAGUCAUGUGCUGUAUAAUAGAAUAGGAUUUCAUAGAAAUUCUUCCACGUGAUGUGAAAUACUGCUACCAGAGACUGCUGCACUAAUCUAAACCACUAACGUGCCGUCGUGCAUCUCUCUCUCUCUCUCUCUCUCUCUCUCUCUCUCUCUCUCUCUCUCUCUCUCUCUCUCUCUCUCUCUCUCUCGCUCUCUCUAAAUCAGAUGUGUAUCAAUAACAACUGGAAAUGACCUCUGGGGAAUAAAUGGCUGGGUUUUACGGUUGGUAGAUUUAUUCUGUGCUUUAGGAACUCGAGAUAGAGUCGUAUUCAUCCUUCAUCAUGUGAAGCUCGGUUUGUGUGUGACGAUGCAAAGAAGUUCCCCAGGACCGUGUGCUUUAAAACGUUUACCUUCUUCGCCAAUCAUUUCAUUUGAUUUCAGUUGAUCACAUUACUGAGUCCUUUUUUUAAAAUUUUUUUUAAAUGAUGUCCUGUUUCACAUUUA
Ictalurus punctatus (channel catfish) is the source of this 5716-nucleotide messenger RNA. RefSeq names its product adducin 1 (alpha) (gene add1). Gene Ontology annotation, molecular function: actin filament binding. The transcript is spliced from 18 exons. The record is from RefSeq and is a predicted model, not a curated record. Bases 186 to 2816 code for a protein of 876 amino acids. Gene Ontology annotation, cellular component: plasma membrane; adherens junction; focal adhesion. Gene Ontology annotation, biological process: positive regulation of adherens junction organization; positive regulation of establishment of endothelial barrier; barbed-end actin filament capping. Lineage: Eukaryota; Metazoa; Chordata; Actinopteri; Siluriformes; Ictaluridae.